GUAGGACUGCGGAAAAGCCAUGCUAACCAUAAGGAAGAGGGGACCUGUUUUAUAGGGAAUAAGAGACCGUUAACACAGAACCACUCCCAGACUAAGUGCCUUCAAAGUGUCCUGAAGGAAGUGGAACUUAUGCGGAGCUCCAGGGAUGGGCAAAUUGAAGAAGCAAUUAGGUUCAAUCAAGAGUUGGAAAGAGAGCUGAAGAGCUCUCAGGAAGCUCUGGUCAGUCUGGAAGACUGCAACCGUAACCUGAAGAGGGAACAAGCAGAAAUGAGGAAGAAGGUUGAAGAGGCGAGACACGCUGUCCUUAGCAGUCUUGGCAAAGUGAAAGAGCUAGAAGUGAAAGCUAACAAAGUGCCACAUCUGCAAAUAUACAUUCAGCAGCUAGAAUCGGAACUGCAGCGCUAUAGGUCGGAAAUUGUGAGAUUUCAGCUUCCCUCAAGCAGCAGCCCAGAGCAGAAAGAGGGAGCAGCCUUACCAGAUGGAAGAUACUGCCUGUCUGUUGUGCAACAAGAUCGACGAUCUCCCACUGGCGGAGCUGGGAUUUCUGAGAACGAGGAUCAGCUGUUCCGCUCUGUGGAGGGCCAGGCUGCCUCUGAUGAAGAGGAGGAGAAGUGGGCAGGAGACCAGCCAUCCCAGAUGGAACAAAUGAAGAAAAUACUGGCCAAGCUCCCUUGCUGUGGUAGCGGAUGUGAUGAAAAAAUGUGGAAAAAGCUAAUGUCUUGCUUGGAGACCACCAAUACCGACAGCCAUGAAACAGCCCCUGCGGAGCUCACAGAGAGAAUCACACAGCUAACUGGACAGCUUGAGCUUAAAGGGCAUGAAGUGAAAAAACUGGAAACAAAUAUGGAAGAGAUGAAAGGCCCAUUGCUAGGUGAACUGCAGCAAAAGGUGGAGGAGACCGAAUUGUUGAAGAUGGAGCUGCAGAUGUUGGAGACGGAGAGAGUUAGGCUGUCACUGGUGGAAGAAAAGCUCAUGGAUGUUUUACAGCUUCUUCAACAACUUCGAGACUUGCACAUAUCUAAGCGAGCCUUGGGGAAAAUCUUGCUGAGCACUUUGGAAUCCUGCCGUGAUCCCCAACCUGGAAAAGCCCACCUAUUUGAAGUCCUAGAUACUCUCUACCACGAGCUGACAGCCUAUGAACUCUUACAAAGCCAGCCUCUGGAGAAGGCGCAGAAUCGCCAGUCCUUGUCUAACCCACUGGUCAUCUCGUGCUGA
This is a messenger RNA of Cariama cristata (Red-legged seriema), 1215 nucleotides long. It is a transcript of the gene EFCC1, whose product is annotated as EF-hand and coiled-coil domain containing 1. The record is from RefSeq and is a predicted model, not a curated record. Lineage: Eukaryota; Metazoa; Chordata; Aves; Cariamiformes; Cariamidae. The annotation marks the transcript as partial. The transcript has 7 exons.